AUGGGCGACUCGGGGGCGAAGCUUGUCCGUGGCGUGUGCGACGACUGCGUGCGCGGCGCGUUGGUCGAUUGCGGCGUGAGCCGCUGCCUCCCCGCUCCUGUGGCAGCAGCCGACGUGCUCGGAGACGGCACUGUUUCUGCCGCAGGAGCGGCGAAGGCUCUGCGGGGGAUUCUGUCCCUUGCAGGCGUAGGCGGCCAGGCGCGGCAACAGCAGCGGCGCCAGCCGCACGCAACAGGCGACAGCGUCAUUCUUGAGCGACGCAUUCCACCCACAGCGCUACUGGUGGAGGUCAUGGUGGCUCUCACUCCAAACGAGGACCGGGACGCACACGGGCGGUAUCGGCAUUUGUGUGCGAUGGAUCCACGAACACUUGUCAAUGACCGUGUAUUGCUGGUGCAGCAGUACCACAGCGCACGGCAUGACUUUGGCCGCGCGAACAGCAUGGUCGCAGUGGUGUGGAACGACAUGUUGCGCUCAGGCGUCCCCGCGCUAUCACGCCCCACUGCUACUACGCUGCACAGGGAAAUGGAACUGCUGCCAACAACAGCGUUGUUCGAGGAUUCCGCACCACUAAAGCAGCAGUACACGCACGCACCACGCACUCUGGCGGAGUUGAGAAAUCGGCUUGAGCAGCCGGACGAGAAUACUGCUGCUGCUACUACUACUACUACUAGUGCUACUACUUCGGGUGGUCGUGCACACUUCGGGUAUGAAGCAUAUGUGUCACGUUGCCUUGCUGCACACAUUGCUGACACUCACGCUCUGCGGCGGAUGCGGUGGGCCCUUGUUGGUGGUGCACUUCUUGCUGUUGAUGAGGAAAAGCUGAGAGGCACGCAGCGGCUGUGGUCACGGCUGCUGCUCCGCAAUGCCUUUAUCAUCGCUCAGCAUGCGGCCACACCACAGGAGCGCGCCCGCGACACGCAAGCAACGGUGCGGCUUUUCCUGCUCGCUGCUCUCUUUGCCACCCCCGCGGCUGACGCGCCCGCUGCGCAACAAAUGCCGUGGCGGGCCGCCAGAGUUCGAAACCUCCCGCAGUUCCUUGCCGCGCAGGUACGCCUCGCGGAAGCGCUUGAGUCGCGACCCGGCGACUGUGUCUCUGCGCAAGAUGCUCGCAAGCGUCAAGAGUUUCUCACCCACUUCAAGGCUGCAGCAGGGCUACACAACAGCGACGCAAACAACUCAGCUGCAUGGUGCCUUGUCGAGCCGUUACUUGAGCUGCCGGAGAUAGCGGCACUGUGGCUGCAGGAAACUUUUUUUGCCCCACCACACGACCUCCUCGCGUGGAUCACCGCCCGGAUUGACAGAAAUGACACGGGCGCCGCUGUGUCCCUCGCCACGUGGCUGACGUUUCUGGAGCGCACAGGCUACGACGAUACCGCCUUCCUUUGCGUGGUUCUCACGGAAACCACCAAGCACUGCGCACCACAGCAGCUGCAACAGCUCAGAGAGUGGGUGCACGCACCGAGUACGCCACCAACCCUUCAAAUACCCCGUCGCUGA
Messenger RNA from Trypanosoma grayi, 1500 nucleotides. RefSeq lists its product as hypothetical. The transcript has a single exon. The record is from RefSeq and is a predicted model, not a curated record. Lineage: Eukaryota; Euglenozoa; Kinetoplastea; Trypanosomatida; Trypanosomatidae. The coding region runs from base 1 to 1500 and encodes 499 amino acids.